Molecule: messenger RNA, 2893 nt
Organism: Poecilia reticulata (guppy)
Lineage: Eukaryota; Metazoa; Chordata; Actinopteri; Cyprinodontiformes; Poeciliidae
Gene: pkp2
Product: plakophilin 2
Biological process (GO): desmosome organization; cell-cell adhesion; protein localization to plasma membrane
Cellular component (GO): cytoplasm; plasma membrane; intercalated disc
Molecular function (GO): protein binding
Source: RefSeq, a predicted model, not a curated record
UGCGUGUUAAGCUCCGCCCACCGCACCGCCAACCUGGCUGGUCUACUCAGGUGAGGUCGGCACAACAAAGCAGAGCUCGUUAAUCCAGCGAAGGUGUUCAUUAUCCUGCACGAGGACUACAGGGAACACUGAAAGAGCUUCGUAAUGGAAAGGAGGCUCAAGUCGAGGCGGUCUGAGAUUCUCUCCCAGCAGCACACCAGCCUGGCUUCUUCGACCGAAUCCUACAGGACGAGAAUGUCGUCUGACAAGAAGAACUUUAUCGCGACUCUUAACCCGGCUCAGCUUUCACUGCGAAAGAAUGGUGUCUCCAAUGGGGGAGUCAACUUACAAAAUUCAUUCAGGAUCAAGCAUGGAUUUCCUUCUUCCACACAGGGAAACGGGUCUAAUUUGGGUAACCUCUCCUCAAAAAGCACCCAACCUUGGAAAAUAUCCGGAAGGUCGCCCAUGUCCCCAACAGCCAGUAUGGACCGGUCCGGUCCCAGUACACAUCUCCAGAGGGCGCCCUUAGGCUUUGAUUGCAACCAUUUACGGACUGUAGGUGCGCUUGCAGAUUGCCCUGACGACUUGAAUCUACAGCACCGGUCCUUUGUCUCUGAGACGUCCCGCAGCACACCCACCCGAGCAUCCGCGCAUCGAUCUGGGAAGUCCAGAACCAACUCAUUCACUCCUCAGUCAGUAAGAACAAAAAAUCUGUCUGGAUCUGUGGCGGGACAGCACAGCCUUAGAAAUGGACAGAGUCAGAAACACAGUUUGGUAAAACCUGGUACACAAAUGGUACAGCGGCUUGGAUCCACCCCCAUGGACAGAGGUUUAUCCCGACAGGCUCAAAUAUCGCAGAGACGGGAACCAGGCAGGUCCAUCAGCGCCAACUGUUUCACCAACAGGCAGGAUGUAAAGACAAUGAAGAAUCAAGCACAGCAAUCGGCUGAAAAGCCUCCAGAGAUGACAAUUAAAAGGGCCGUAGAGCUUCUGGACAAGCUAAAUGAGGAAGAACUGAUCAGUGCCGCCGCAUACAUUCAGAGACAAUGUUUCAGAAGAGACGAAGCCAAAGUUGAGGUGCACAGGGAGCAAGGAGCUGAAAAGCUCGUACGGCUACUCAAAACCGACAACGAAGAGGUGCAGCGCGCCGCAGCAGCAGCCUUGCGUAAUGUCGUCUACAAUAACGGAGGCAACAAGAAGGAGGUGACGGACGAAAAUGGCCUCACCAUCGUCCUGAACUUACUGGACAAGACCCACGAUAAGGAGACCGUAUGCCAACUUGCAGGUGUCUUGUGGAAUCUGUCUUCAGUUGAUGCGAUCAAGAAUCUUUUUAAUGAAAAUUUCCUAAAUGUCCUGACAAAGGUGAUUUUGGUGCCCUUUUCUCACAUAAAUGGAGAGGCAGAAUCCAAACGUGAUUUGAUCGCUGAUCCCAACGCUUUCCUCUGCGCUACAGCCUGCCUACGGAAUCUGAGCUCUGACGAUAACCACAGGAAGAAUAUGAGGAGUUGUGAAAAUCUCAUCGACUCACUGACUUCCUAUACUACAGAGGCUGCAACCAAAGGUACACCUGAUGACCAGCUCACAGAAAACUGUGUCUGCAUCCUUCAAAACUUGACCUAUAAAGCUGAGGAAGACUGGAUCCUCCAAACCGCCAAAAUUACGGAAGAGACUCCCAAAGAGACGACUUGCAGCUGUUUUCCUUAUCGUCGCACCAACCUCGAAAAGGAUGCGAAGGACAAAGAGAAAGCAGAGACGAUGUGCCUCCUGCAGAAUAACGAAGACCCACUUGGAGUUAAGUGGCUGUGGAGCGGGCAGCUUGUACGGGCCUAUCUGUCGCUGUUGGCCUGCAGCACAAACAAAAUGACGCUGCAGGCCGCCAUGGGGGCGCUGCAGAACCUCACAGUGAGGAAGGGAGAGAUCUCCGAGUCCGUCGCUCGAAUUAUCGAGGAGGUAAAAGGACCUCAGAAAAUUAAGACUGUUUUAGAAAACAACAUUACGCUGAAGAAACCAGCCUUGCUUCUGAUGAGGAACCUCUCCCGCUUUCCAGAGCUUCACUCCUCCAUCUUUGAUAAUUUGGUGGCGACCGAAACCACAAAAUCCCUUUUAUACCGUUUGGACAUCAGUGCAGAAGAAUCUGCUGAGCUGAUGCCGAUUCUGUGUCGGAUCCUCAUAAACCUGAGCAAGAACAACGUGCAAUUGGCCAAGCGGCUUAGCCGUGAAACGGCCGUGAAUGAUAUGUUACAGAAGAAAUAUGAAGGUAAAGCUAAAGAGGCGGUGGAGGAGCUGAGGGACACGUUGCCCCGCAGAAGUCUUCACGAACGUCUAAAAGAGGAUAAAACCAAAAAACGCCAAAAUUCUUUACAACUGCUACCAAAGUCACUGCAGUGUCGUAAUGGAGCUAAACAUGAGAAAAUCCCGUCCACAAAAGGAUGUACAAAACGCCAUUAGUUUUUUUUUUUUAUUACUUUUAUUACUUUUUAUUGUAGUGCACAAAGAAAUAUGGGAUGAAAUGUUCAAAUUAUUUAUGCCUUUUCAAGUCUGAGUCAUGGAGAUGAUAUCAAAGCACUUUUUAGGCAACCACAAUGAAGUAAGCAAGUAUUCCUAGCCACUGUUCCACUGCCUUAUGGUUUGAAGAAAUUUAGCAGACUUGAAUUAUUUCUGGCAAAGAUAAUGCCAGCUUUUUUUUUCUUUCUAAAAAGCAUACUUUUUUUAUAUUGUAUAAACUUAGCACUUUCUGUGACAAUGCUGUGAAGAAUAGCAGUAAAACAAAUUAAAUCAACAAAUUGACAAAAAAAAAACAUUCUGUAGGUGGGAAGAAAUGUCAUUACUGAAUAAUACAUGAAGUGUAAACUGUUCCAAAAUGUAUUUUUAAUUGUAAUUUUUUUGUGUGUGAAAAUAAACAUUUAUGAAUGCA